AUGGAGCCGCAAGCCGUGCUAGAGUGGUGUCAGGACCGUCAGGCAAACCCCACAUAUUGCCUAGCUCUGAUAAUAGCAGAGGCAAACUUAAAUUCAAGGCAGAUUUACCAGUUAAUGGAUGAAAUGUCACCUUUUGGCCGCUGCCUAAUAGUUGAUAGGAAAACAGAUAACAAGGAUGUAAAGACAUGCGUUUUGCUGCAAAUGGAGGAUCCUAUAAAUCCUGAUGAUGUCCCAUUCAUGAUGACAUUCGGCAGUGAGAAAUAUCAGUGUAACUUAGUUUUACCUGCUUCACCAGUUUCAGUUAUCACAUCAGACGGAGAUGUUGAACAUCCAGCAGCCGGAAACAAAGAAGUUAACAACCCAUCCCUCGCAGCAAAUCCAUGUGGGCCCUCUGCUGACAUCGGGGCAGAUAUCCUUACUGCACUAGGAAACUUAGUAGAGAAGUGUGUUCGGCCUAUACAGCCUCACAGCGGGUUUGGAUACAGAAAACUACACUUUUUCUCAGGAAAACAACCCACGCCAGAAGGGGAAGAUGACUUUGAAGCCUGGAUGGAUCAAGCCACCCAAGCCCUGGAAGAAUGGGAUGUUCCAGAGUCACAGAAGAAACAGAGAAUCACCGAGAGUUUGAUGGGUCCAGCUGCGGAUGUAAUUCGGGCCCUGAAGCAGAGCAAAAGGGAUUGUUGUGCCACUGAUUACUUGCAAGCUUUGCAUGAUGUGUAUGGCCGAACUGAGAAUGUGGCUGAGCUCAUGUAUCAGUUUGAACAUACCUACCAAGAGAAAGAUGAAAGGAUGUCCGAUUAUAUCCCACGGCUAGAGAAGAUACUCCACCACAUAAUAUUAAAGAAAGGAAUGGAUCCCUAUAUGGCUGACCAGCUUAGAGUAAAGCAAAUCUUGAAAGGAGCUCAACCGAAUGAUCCCAUCAUGUGGAAACUAAGGAUACCAAAGGAAGACCGUGCAGUCCCCACUUACCCCCAACUAAUCAAACAAGUACGGGAGGAAGAGGCCCUUAUGGAAGCCAAGUUACUGCCUACCAGUAAAAGCAUGACUUCAAAUAAGGUGAAACCAGGAGGGGAAGUCACCCGAAUUGUUCAAGCGAGUACUGGAGUUAUAGCCCCAGAGCAAAGUGAGAUUCAUAACCGGUUGGAUGCUCUGAGCGAGAUGGUUGAAAGGAUAGCCAAAAUUCAAAUGGCUGCAUUAGAAAAGGACACUAAGUGCAGGUCAGAUAUUGUAUGCUGUGAGAAGCCUACCUCUAGCCAGGCUCAAGAUUUCCAUCUUACAUAUGAGAAUACCACAGCACCUGGGCCCCCUCAACUAAAUAGGACAAAAGGAGUACUGGGGUUCUGUCAUCGGUGUGGUGAAGAUGGCCAUUACAAGAGGCAGUGCCGAAAUGCUGAGAAUGCCCAGAAGGUAGUAGCAAAACUUCUGGCUAAAGAGAGAGGGAAGGCUCAGGGAAACUUCAGAGGGCCCCAGUGA
Molecule: messenger RNA, 1473 nt
Organism: Xenopus laevis (African clawed frog)
Lineage: Eukaryota; Metazoa; Chordata; Amphibia; Anura; Pipidae
Product: paraneoplastic antigen Ma1 homolog
Exons: 1
Coding region: 1-1473 (490 amino acids)
Source: RefSeq, a predicted model, not a curated record